Molecule: messenger RNA, 1977 nt
Organism: Naegleria lovaniensis
Lineage: Eukaryota; Heterolobosea; Eutetramitea; Acrasida; Naegleriidae
Exons: 1
Coding region: 1-1977 (658 amino acids)
Biological process (GO): 7-methylguanosine mRNA capping
Cellular component (GO): nucleus; cytoplasm
Molecular function (GO): nucleic acid binding; methyltransferase cap1 activity
Source: RefSeq, a predicted model, not a curated record
AUGUCUCAACGUGAUGACGAAGAAGGCUACAACGAACGUGUGGUUGGAACAACGCCAAGUUCAUCCGCUUCCUCCACCGUGAAUCACGACCUGCAACAACAAUUACCUCCCGAAGAAGAAAAUAAUGAAAAUAAUAAUGAUAUUAUAUUUGAAAAGGAUUCCAAAAUUCGUAAAAUAGAAGAGAAUAGAGAAGCACAAACUCUGCCCAACAAUCAUGUUUCCGAGAUUGCAGAAAGAGGUAAAAGCAAAGUAUUGGCCAUGAUGAAACGUAUGGGAUGGGAAGGAGAAGGUUUAGGAAAGAGUAAUCAAGGCUCCGCCUCUGCUUUGGAUCCACAAGUAAACCUCGGAAGAGGAGGACUUGGUUUGAAAUCUUCCAUGAAUCACUUUUCUGAAACAGCAUAUGGUAAUGAUCAUGCAGAUAGUAAUUAUCAAUUACCUUCGAAUUUUGUCAUACAAAGACAUGCUAGCGAUGAUAGAGAAUAUUCACAUAAGGAAAAUGUCAUAUGGCUGUCAUGUAAGCAAGAGAAUAGACAUCAAUAUGUUGGAACAGGUGGUUUGAAACAAUCUUAUGAAUCAUCAACAAACAUUGAUGAGAACACUGAUGAUUUUGAUCCAAUUUAUCACAUUGUUAAACCAGUUUCUAAAACAUUAGAUCCAUCAUGCAUCGAACCAAGUACUGUAAAUGAAGGUCAAAACACAUUCACAGAUCCAGAAAUUAUGAAAUCAAUAUUUAAAACGAAGGCAGAAUUUGACGGCCUACCAGAACGGUUUUUCAUUGAUGCUCGAUUCAGGUCAAACCCUUAUGAAAAAAUUGGAAAAUCCAUAUUUCAAAACAGAGCUGCUGUCAAGCUAGCAAAUAUUGACAUGAUCACAAACCUUACCAGUGUCGAUGCUUUGCCUCGUCUUCCAGAAGAGAACAAUAUUUUAUAUUUUGCAGAUAUUUGUGCUGGUCCGGGUGGAUUUACUGAAUACUUAUAUUACAGAUACAAAACUACAAACGCUAAAGGAUGGGGUUUCACAUUAAAGAAUGAAAAAGAUGAUUGGAAAUUAGAGAAAUUUAACAGAGAGUCUCCACAUGACAAUUUUGAAUUGAACUAUGGUGCUGACGGAACAGGUGACAUUACAAUCAAUGAAAAUAUGCUUGCAUUACGUGAUGCCAUCAAUAGAGGAACUAAUAACAGAGGAGUUGCGUUGGUGACUGGAGAUGGUGGUUUUUGUGUGGACGGUGUCGAAAAUUCUCAAGAAUAUCUCACACAACAGCUCGUAUUAUGUCAAUAUCUGACAGCGUUAAUGGUAUUGCGGAAAGGUGGAAGUUUUGUUUGUAAAUUGUUUGACUUGAAUACUUGGUUCUCUGCCUCUCUCAUGUAUAUUUUAUACCAACACUUUGAACAAAUUUCUAUUAUCAAACCAUUCUCCUCAAGACCAGCAAACUCUGAACGUUAUGUUGUGUGCAAAGGGCUUUUACAACGUAGUCCACCAAUAAUAGACUUUUUGUUGCAAGUCAACACAAAAAUUGCCUCAAAAAAGGCAAUCAAAUCGUUGGUGCCAUGUUCCAUCAUGGAAAAUGAUAAGGACUUUGCAGAUUAUUUGACAACAUCCAACAACACUUUUGCUAAUGAUCAAGAGUACAACUUGAAACGGCUAAAGAUGGCUGUUGAAGACAGAUAUAUUGAAAUUAAGGAAUUACAAUUUAAACUCAAGGAGUUGUGUUUAAAAGAAUGGAAUUUACCCAAUCCUCAAUAUGAUAAACGACAAGGAAACAAUAGUCAUUACAACAACAAUAGGAGGCGAUAUGACGAUCGAGGAGAUCACAAGAGAAAGUAUGAAAAUUACAGAAAUGACAGCCAUUACAACAAUUAUAACAGAAACCGACACUACAAUGACAAUAACAGGUCAAAUAAUGGGCGUGACAGCUCUUCAGACAGUUACUAUGGCAAUCGUAACAGGAAUUACAAUAAUUAUGGAAAACGACGAUAA